CGAAAUUGCCCGGAAUUGCCCGGAAUUGCCUUCCUCGCUCGUUCUCCUCCUCGUCGGGGCGCCACAGCUAGGAAUCUUCUUCCGGUAUUCGUCCGCCACGCAGCAUCACGCAGCCCGGACGGCGCCUUCUCCACCACCGCGCACAUCAUCGUUGCUGCUCGAUGAUGUGCGCGUGUCCGUUCUAACUUCCUUCCUUGGCAACGCCAGAGGCGAACUCGAGCCGCGACGCCCAAACUAUUGCGAGGCUCAACACAAAGCAAGGAAGAGCUUGACGAGGUCAAAGCAGAGAACUGAUGCCGUCCGUCUUCCCUCUCUCCCGAGAUGGAGGGUUUCUUUGUCUGCGGCUGCGGCCGAGUGCUCCCUGACUUCGUAUGGUACGACGACAUCAACGGCAUGCAUACCUUCAUCGCACACGUCUUCGCCGUCUACUGCAGGCGCCGGAAUGCUACGACUUCAAGUACGGAAAGGCCUCAGAUAUGUUCGCAGUGGGCGUCAUCUUGUGAGCCCACGUCAAGCUUCUUUGAAAUGGCAUGCAUUUAUCUCUGUUGUGUGGCUUCCUGCAGAUUCAUGUUAAUCUACAACGAAAUGCGAUGGGAACUUGACGAGGCCAUAUAUAUAUAUGAGGAAAUCCCUUCUUGUCUCCUGUCGUCAUACGAUUGCCUUUUCCUUCCAGCCGACGGUGAGGGUAACGAAGAGCGGCAGACGAGGCCUCCCACUUUCCCCACGCUGGGCAGGAGGCUUAGUCUCGCCCUGGUCGCCCAGCAACAGAGCAGCAGCAGCCGGAGUGAAGAACGACCGCACGGCCAUCAUUCUGGAGGAGGGUGUGGUGAACAGCAAUGACUACAAGGAGCUGAUGGAGGUCGUCCACAACCUGCACCUGCCGACGGCCAUCCUGUUUCUCCCCAAGCGCACCGCCACCGCCAUCCUGCACACGUACACGACACUGGCUGGGUACACCCCGGUUGAGGCCCUUAUCUUCCAUGACGAGCACAAGAGCAAGGAGGAGCUGAACGGCAUCGGCAUCGCAGGCGUCGAGAUCGGAGUGGCCGUCACCGACGUGGCCAACAUGCCCAUCGAGCCGCAGCAGCAGCACCUCGCCCACGUCGCCCCCAGCAUCCCCAAACAGGCAGACUUCCACCUCCUCAUGACCACCUAUGCUCCCUUGCCAGGGGUGCGUGGGUGGUCAUGCCCCCAGGAUCUCCGACCGGUCUGCCCCCAGCCCAUGACGGGGCCAUCAGCGCGUUUGCUCGAGACUACGGCUACGGCUUCGCACUUCAGGGCAUGGAGGAGUAAGUACGCCAGUAAGGCGAUAGACUGCUGGGGAGAUGUGGGUGAUGACAUAAGACGACAAGAGGUCCGACACCACAAAGAUAUCCACGAGCUCAAGGUAGUUGAAAUUCAGGCACAUGAGGACGUUCCAGCUACUGUUGUGCGAUAUCUUGGUGCAUCCACCUCACAGGGCGGAGACUCGCCACUGGUACGCAUACACAAUGCACAUGACCUGCAGAUGUGCUCUUUCUUGAUCUCUGUUUCUUCAGGCUCUUCAGCGUAGGGACACCAGAGAGCUCACAGUCUCGGGUGGCGCUGUCGAGCCGAGAAACCUGCGGACAGAAGGACGGCCCCGAACACUUGCAUUCUCCAAGCAGAAGGUACUGCAGCUUUCUGCCGCCAGCAUAUUAUCUCUUUCCGUCUGUCCUCGUCAGCCGGCAGUCAAAAAAGAAGUGAAUACUCAAGAACCAACUAGACAACCUAUGACGAGAGUGCCGCAACGUAAGUAGCAAAUUCGACACUCAAGGACGUGACACAUGCACACUUGUGUUUCGUCUGUGGUGUCUCGCGCACGAACAUUAAUCAGGCGUGGCCAUUCGACCGACCAACCAACGCGCCGCCCAACACCCACUCCUCUCAGCAACCACACACACCAGGCAAGUCAAAUGACUCAUACGAGUCUUAUGUGUGCAUGUACGGGUUCUCCUAUCUUUCUGUGCUUCCUUACACGACCAGGGCAAGAAUCGAUGCAAAGAGAAGAAAAAGCUGACAGAACAUCUACUGUAGUAGGAGACACCUGGCGUCGCCCCUGUGUCACUGAAUCGACACAGACGACGAUUGAGGUCAAGGGAUCUGUGGUUAUGUCCACUUCUUCGUGUAGGAAUACGAAGAGACCAAGGAAGAGCUCAGCCGCCGCAACGCCGAGGCCAAUGCCUUCCGGGAGGAGGCCAUGGGAAUCAUCGCGCGACAGCAAGAGGCAAUUCGGUGCGCCAUGGAGAGAAUCGAUAGGCUGGAGGCGUCGGGGGAGGCGAAAAGGGUGCAGUCGGUCGGUGUCCAGGCGAAGGUGUUAGAGGGUCCACAGAAGCAGAGGGGCAAAAGCCUCGACGAGAAUGCAUCCGUCUUGACCUGUAUGUCUGUCUCCACCUCUCUCCCGGUCUGCAGCUCCGUCACUGACCCUUCUGCAGGGUGACAACCAAGACGAAGGCUCCAGCCGGCAGAGAGGGUCAAGGCCAAGGCAUAUCAAAACGGCCGAAAUGACCCUCUCUCUCGAGAUGGAGGGUUUCUUUCUCUGCGGCUGCGGCCGAGUGCUCCCCGACUUCGUCAGCCAGUGUCCGGAGUGCAAGGCCCUCGAGGUAAAGCUCCUCCCACGCCUGCUUGAUCCACUCAUCCAUCCAUCCAUUCGUUCCUUGUCCCCUGUUGUCAUACGAUUGUCUUUCAGCCGACGGUGAGGGUAACAAAGAGCGGCAGACGAGGCCUCCCACCUUCCCCACGCGUCACAUCCUUCCUCUGUGUCUGCGUUUGUCCACCUGCAUGUGUGUGUGGGCAGGCGGAGGAGGCGCCAAGAAGAAGGCUAGCUGACUAUAGUCCAGCGACCAUACCAUCAAAGAAAUGCGCUGUCUGCUGUCUGUCUGUGUGUGUGUGUGUGUGUGUGUUGUGUGCAGGCAAGAAGGGACCCGCGGCGAGCAGCAUCCAGCAGGUGCUGCACGUCGUCGGGCCCAACCUGCUGCGGCAGCAGGUGGCCAAGAGAGGGGCUGGUGGCACCUUCGAUGGCCAUCGAGUGGCACAAUCAAGGGAAGCCCAAGGACUACGGCCUCGGUAAGAGAAAGAGCCUCCACGACCGGCAUGAUGAGCCUGUGGUUGAAGGCCUGCCAUGUUGUGUAUGAUCGUCAGCCCACGGACACACACUCGACCAGGUCGUGAAGGAGGAGCUCGACGCCUUUUGCGGCGAGGUGAGUCCCCACGGUAUCAUCAGUCUCGCAGACGCGUGAAAUGGUUCAUCUGCCUGUCUACUGCUGUGGGCUCCUGCAGGCGAAGCCACUCAAGCGCAAGAAGGGCAAGCACCGCAAGUAUGCACGGCUGAAGACUGGGGGAAGGAAGCGGCGCCAGGAGGUCUCUCUGCCUGUAAUUUGUCUCUUUGUGUGUGCUUUGUUGUAGGUAGAUAACUCCCCAGCAAAGCCGCCGGGCCUGCUGUGUGAGCAUGCGUGAGAUGUGAUCGAUGGCGUGCGGUUGCGUGGUGUUCUGUCUCUCUCCCCUUGGUAUGGUAUGUGGUAUGCAGGCCAAGGACAGCGGCGGGACGAACCGCUGCCUACAUUUUAUAUCGUUGUUUGUUCCUGGGCAUGUAUCUCCGUUCUGAUCUAUCAGUGAGACGCCGUGCAGGGGGUGUUGUGUGUUUUAUCUACCUGGAUGGAAGGGACAAUGACCGUUGGUCGAUGUGCUGCUGCUUGUCCGCGAAGAGAAGGAUGGUAGAUCUAUGUGUGGACGAGCAUAUUUGUGCGUGCCGUGCGUGUGCGUCUGGAUGUG
Vitrella brassicaformis is the source of this 3789-nucleotide messenger RNA. NCBI's taxonomy places the organism in Eukaryota, Vitrellaceae. The record is from the annotation of a GenBank genome assembly.